AUGGGUCAGACACUCUCAGAACCCGUCGUCGACAAGAAAUCCGAAAACGGCGAUGGCGAGUCACUCAUCUACGGCGUGUCGUCGAUGCAGGGCUGGCGGAUCAGCAUGGAGGACGCGCAUGCCACCGUACUAGACUUUGCAGGUGAAGCCGGCAAACCCACUGGCAACGACAAGCGACUUGCCUUCUUCGGCGUAUACGACGGACACGGUGGUGACAAGGUGGCCUUGUAUGCUGGCGAGCAGCUACACCAGAUUGUCGCGAAACAGGAGGCUUUCAAAGAGGGCGACAUCAAGAAGGCUCUACAAGAUGGUUUCCUCGCCACAGACCGCGCCAUCUUGAGUGAUCCCAAGUACGAAGAGGAGGUAUCUGGCUGCACUGCGUCAGUCGCCGUCCUUUCUAAAGACAAGAUCUACGUCGCCAACGCAGGUGACUCGCGUACUGUCCUAGGCGUCAAGGGAAGGGCUAAGCCGCUCUCUUUCGACCACAAGCCCCAGAAUGAGGCUGAGAAGGCACGUAUCCAAGCCGCAGGUGGUUUCGUCGACUUUGGCCGUGUCAACGGCAACCUGGCUCUGUCGCGCGCGAUAGGUGACUUCGAGUUCAAGAAGAGCGCCGAUCUUCCUCCCGAGCAGCAGAUAGUUACUGCCUUCCCGGAUGUUGAGAUACAUGAUAUCAACCAAGAUGACGAGUUCUUGAUCGUCGCCUGCGAUGGUAUCUGGGAUUGCCAGUCUUCUCAAGCCGUCGUCGAGUUCGUUAGGCGCGGAAUUGUCGCAAAGCAGGAUCUUGCUUCCAUUUGCGAGAACAUGAUGGACAACUGUCUGGCUUCAAACAGCGACACGGGAGGUGUUGGCUGUGACAACAUGACCAUGACUGUCAUUGGUCUUCUACAAGGAAGGACGAAGGAGCAGUGGUACGAGGACAUCGCAAAGCGGGUUGCGAAUGGAGAGGGUCCAUCCGAGUUCCGCGGUCCCGGCGUUCACCAUCGCAUUGACGAUUCCCCUGAUGACAUCGACAUGGACUUGGACAGUCGAUUCCGGCCGAACAACGGCAACGGCGGUCGCAUCAUCCUUCUCGGCGACGGCACCGAAGUCUCGACUGGAGACAAUGACGGCGAGAUGUUCGAUAACGAGGACGAAGACAAGGAUCUGGAUUCGCAAGUCAACAAGUACAACCAGGACGCCAACGCCAAGUCUCGCGAGGAUCGCGAAGGCACGCCAGGCCCUCAGCACGAGAGCAAGGUCCAAGUGACUGAGUCGCCCUCAUCUGUACAGACCGAGAAGUCCGACGCUCCCGAGUCCCAGACCGACAAGAAGGUAGAGGCAGGCACAACCAAGACGAGCGAGAAAUAG
Messenger RNA from Alternaria ethzedia, 1347 nucleotides. It is a transcript of the gene PTC2, whose product is annotated as Protein phosphatase 2C 2. Lineage: Eukaryota; Fungi; Ascomycota; Dothideomycetes; Pleosporales; Pleosporaceae. The record is from RefSeq and is a predicted model, not a curated record. Gene Ontology annotation, molecular function: protein serine/threonine phosphatase activity; cation binding. The transcript is spliced from 7 exons. Bases 1 to 1347 code for a protein of 448 amino acids. Gene Ontology annotation, biological process: protein dephosphorylation.